GACUGCGGCGUCCACAGGGCGAGGCGGUGACGUGAGUUCGGCGCACCUGGGUCGGGCAGGUAAGGGCCGGUGCGGGACGGGGAGCGGAGCUCCAAGACUCUACCUGCGCAAAGCCAGGUGUUGCUUACCCGACCGGUGAAGAAGAGCGGUGGCGACGGGUGAUCUUAACUGGGGACGUGGUUCGGAGGGACGUCCACUUCUGGUCGCCGGAUUGAGAAAAGAGUCUUUGGCUGGCCCAGAGCAAGGAGAGCUGACUUGAGACCCAGCUCUUCGGAUCCCCGUGGAUACACUGCUUGCUCAUCUCUAUCAUGGCCCUCCACCCCCGCAGAGUUCGGCUGAAGCCCUGGCUGGUGGCCCAGGUGGAUAGUGGCCUGUACCCUGGGCUCAUCUGGCUACACAGGGACUCCAAACGCUUCCAGAUUCCCUGGAAACAUGCUACCCGGCAUAGCCCCCAACAAGAGGAGGAAAAUACCAUUUUCAAGGCCUGGGCUGUGGAGACAGGGAAGUACCAGGAAGGGGUGGAUGACCCUGACCCAGCUAAAUGGAAGGCGCAGCUCCGCUGUGCUCUCAACAAGAGCAGGGAAUUCAACCUGAUGUACGAUGGCACCAAGGAAGUACCCAUGAACCCGGUGAAGAUCUACCAAGUGUGUGACAUCCCGCAGCCUCAGGGAUCAAUCAUUAACCCAGGAUCCACUGGAUCUGCUCCUUGGGAUGAGAAGGAUAAUGAUGUAGAUGAAGAAGAUGAGGAAGAUGAGCUUGAUCAGUCACAGCACCAUGUUCCCAUCCAGGACACCUUCCCCUUCCUGAACAUCAAUGGUUCUCCCAUGGCACCAGCCAGUGUGGGCAACUGCAGCCCUGAAGCAGUGUGGCCCAAAACUGAACCUCUGGAAAUAGAUGUACCCCAGGCACCUAUACAGCCCUUCUAUAGCUCUCCAGAGCUGUGGAUCAGCUCUCUCCCAAUGACUGACCUGGACAUCAAGUUUCAGUACCGUGGGAAGGAAUAUGGGCAGACCAUGACCGUGAGCAACCCCCAGGGCUGCCGGCUCUUCUAUGGGGACCUGGGUCCCAUGCCUGACCAAGAGGAGCUCUUUGGUCCUGUCAGCCUGGAACAGGUCAAGUUCCCAGGUCCAGAGCAUAUCACCAAUGAGAAGCAGAAGCUGUUCACCAGUAAGCUGCUAGACGUCAUGGACAGAGGACUGAUCCUGGAGGUCAGCGGUCAUGCCAUUUAUGCCAUCAGGCUGUGCCAGUGUAAGGUGUACUGGUCUGGGCCAUGUGCCCCAUCACUUGUUGCCCCCAACCUGAUUGAGAGACAAAAGAAGGUCAAACUAUUUUGCCUGGAAACGUUCCUUAGUGAUCUCAUUGCCCACCAGAAAGGACAGAUAGAGAAGCAGCCACCAUUUGAGAUCUACUUAUGCUUUGGGGAAGAAUGGCCAGAUGGGAAACCCCUGGAAAGAAAACUCAUCUUGGUUCAGGUCAUUCCAGUGGUAGCUCGGAUGAUCUACGAGAUGUUUUCUGGUGAUUUUACGCGGUCCUUUGACAGUGGCAGUGUCCGCCUGCAGAUCUCAACUCCAGACAUCAAAGAUAACAUCGUUGCUCAACUGAAGCAGCUGUACCGCAUCCUCCAAACCCAGGAAAGCUGGCAGCCCAUGCAGCCCACCCCCAGCAUGCAACUACCCCCUGCCCUGCCAGCCCAGUAAUCAUGAAUGCCAUCUUUUUUACAAAUUGUACAUAUUGGUAUUUUUUAUUACUCAGAUUUAACCAGCUUUUAAACUUCUUCUUUCUGUUAGUGGCCUCCAAUUCUCCACAUAUGCCUGGCUUUUAAAGUUGAUUUAAUUUAUGGAAAAAUCACCCUUCUUAUUCCCCCUUUCUUUUUUAAACCUCGCAGUGUUAGUAUAAUGUAGUAGAGGGCCUGGGACUUUGGACAGCAGCGUUCUAGCUGCAGCUUUGCUUCAGUGGUGUGACUUUGAACCACCAAGUCAUUUAACCUCUAGGCUUCAGAUUCAUUAAUGUAAAAUGAAGGGGUGGGAAUAAUGCCUGAAAUAAUGCCAAUGAAAACUCUGACCUGAUGACUUCAUUCUACUUGUACAAGGCAGAACUGCCUGGAACAGAACCCUUCUGCAUUGUUCUUGCACCACAUUUUUUUCUUGCUUUCAUUAAAGUUCCCUCAAGCACUGAUUUGUCCAAGAUUGAUCUCCGUUUGACCUGUUCUGCUAGUAUAGUAAGCUGGCUCCCUAACGGGGUAAGUGAGAGGGAGGGGAGCUGGCUGGUUGCUUAGGAACCAAGCUUGAUAUCUAAAUAGAAAUAGGUGCCAAAGUCUGAAAAUCACCUGGUCUGUGGAGUAAAAGCUCAUAAACUGGACUCCUUAAGGGAAUCUGUCAACAGAAGGCCUAGGGAUUCUGCACAGUUUGUUGUCAGGUGUUUACCUUGCCACCACUCAAAUAACACUGUAUGUGUGGUAGAUGAGAGUAUGACUCAGUGGUACCUUUCAGAGAGGAUAGAGCUCUUUUUCUAAUUCUUUGAGGAAGAGCUGAGCAUCUAGGACAAACUCCUGACUAAAAAAGCAACAGUUCCUUCUUGUUUAGAAACUUUUACAGUCUUACUAUCAUUUGGAUUUUUUGCAUUUGAAAAAAUGGGGGUGUUCAGGGUGAAGGAGAAUGGGGCAGUGCUCUUCUGUAAAAGGCUCAUCUGGCCCAAACCUGCUUGUCUCCCUUCUUGUGGAGGUAGCUGGGUGUGGACUACUCAGGUGAAGAGUGGUGUAGAACAUUGUAGCUAUGGCUUCCACAAACUGGUCUUAUCUAUAAACUUUUGCUGAUCUUUUUGCCCUACCCCCAACCUUAAAAAAAAAAAAAAGUAUAAUUUAAACUCCAAGACCUAAAUGGAAAGCAAGAUGUUAAUCUCUGAUUGCAGGCCCCUAAUGCUCUUGAAUACUGAUGCCUCUCUGUGCCAGGCUGUUAUAAGAAAACCCAUGUCUAGUGUGCUACCCUUAAACUAGGCCAUCCCCUACUUGCUACUGAAGUUGAGCUAGCCAAAAAGUCAGGUAGCUUCGAAAGCUAUAAGCUCAGUUCAGUUACAGGUGGCAGUGGGACUUACUUAGAAUGCUGAAGCUGUGGUUUUAGGGUCUCUAAGGGACGUAAUGGGAUCUGCUGUUUAACUAAAGUAUGACCAAGAGAAAUCUGAGUAAAUGUCAGGUGUAGCUAUGAGCAGAAGUUGGGCUUCUAGAGACCAGGAAACACGCAAGGUAUAGAAACUUUGUAUUUUUUGGUCAUUUUGUUGAGUGGGUAAUGUGAAGGAUUUGGUUUUGGUGUCUGGCUAACUCUGUAACUGCACAGCUCAAAGUUAAAAAGAACCCACUGUUAGGUAAAUUGGGAGGACAACUGCUAGAUCUGGGUAGUCCUUUUCCCUCAUGCUGUGUGAGGCUAAUAGCCAGGCUCUCCAUCUGGAUGGGGACCCAGAUAAUAUGAGCUGGCAAAAGGUGAUGAAGAUUGUUCUGAAGGGCCGAGAAGGAUCAAACUUGUUGUAUGUGACUGUAAUGAAAAGUUUACAAAGAUGCCAGAGGAGUGGAUGAGUGGUUUUAUGUAGUCUUAACCAGAGAGCCCAGUUUCUUCCAUGUUUUUUUUAUCGUUUUCAGAAUCCUGGGAGAGGAGCGCUUGGGUGGUUCAGUUGAUUAAGUGUUGGACUCUUGAUUUCAGCUCAGGUCAUGACCUCAGGGUCAUGACAUUGAGCCCCACAUUGGGCUCCACGCUCAGUGGGGAGUCUGCUUGAGAUUCUCUUUUUCCUUCUUCCUCUGCCCACUCCCCACCUGACCUCCCCCACUCACUUGCUCGCUCUCUCUUUCAAAUAGUAAUACAUCUUUAAAAAAAGAAAGCUGGGUGAAUGCAUGCAGGGCUGUUCACUGAUCUCCCUCAGUGUUCCUUCUCUGGUCCUGAUGGAUAGAUAGAUACCAGGUGCCCUUUCUUUCUUGGAGACUGUUACUUCCUUUGGUGGCUACACCACACACUCUCUUGGCGUGGUCUACUUUCUUGCCUCCACCUUGUUUAAGAGAGGAAGGGGAAUUAGAUGGUGUCACUAGCUCUUCUUUUUGUUCUCUGUCCACCCCGCCAAACUGGAUUAGCUCAAAGUUAAACGAAACAAAACACUAUAGGUAAAUUGGGAGGGCAAGUGUUGGGUCUGGGCUUAUUCCUUCCCCAUAUAAUUAGGUCUCCGGUUACAUGUAUAUGUUCCCCUAUCAUCCUAGACUUCUUUUUUCAAAAUAAUCAAUUCCCUGUAAUUGCUCAGCAUCUGUGUCCUAUGUGACUACAAACUCUCUGAAGGUAGGGACUGUUUGUCUUGGACUCCGUUGCCAGUGUCUGGUACAUACUAUGUUCUCAAAUAGAACUGAUCCUUGAACAACACAGGUCUGAACUGCACAGGCCCACUUGUACUCAGAUUGUUUUUUGAUAAGCAUAGUACAGUAUGAUAAAUGUAUUUUCUGAUUUUUUUUAGCAUUUUUUUCCUCUAGAUUACUUUAUUGUAAGAAUACAGUAUAUAAUGUUGCUGUAAACAAAAAUGUGUUCACUGUUUAUAUUAUUGGAAAGGCUUCUGGCCAAUAGAAGGCUAUUAGUAAAGUUUUGGGGGAGUUAAAAGUUAUAUUCGGGGUUUCUACUGUGUGGGUCACCUCCUACCACCUGCGUUGUUCAAGGGUCAACUGUAUUUGUUGUUAGAAUAAAUGAAUGAACUAAAUAAGUCUUUCAUUUUACAGAUUUAUUGCUAACGACCAUGGGACAAUAAAAUAAAUACUGGGAAGGAAAAUAUCCUAAAAUUAGUUUCUC
Molecule: messenger RNA, 4808 nt
Organism: Zalophus californianus (California sea lion)
Lineage: Eukaryota; Metazoa; Chordata; Mammalia; Carnivora; Otariidae
Gene: IRF6
Product: interferon regulatory factor 6
Exons: 9
Coding region: 309-1697 (462 amino acids)
Biological process (GO): regulation of transcription by RNA polymerase II; immune system process
Cellular component (GO): nucleus
Molecular function (GO): protein binding; DNA-binding transcription factor activity, RNA polymerase II-specific; RNA polymerase II cis-regulatory region sequence-specific DNA binding
Source: RefSeq, a predicted model, not a curated record